UCCAGCAAGGGGAUACACCGACCGAGGGGAGGGGGAGGUGCCAAGCGAAAGUUCACGUGCAACAGAUCUACUCCUCUCCAUACAUGCAAAACUAAUGGGGAAAUUACUCUAGUUCUCCUCCCUUUUUUUGUGUCAGUCUGUUUUUUUUUUAACCACAAAGCAAGCUGCUGCCUACGCUGAAUGUGGACUAUGUCCAGGGGGCUUUCUCUCAACGUGGAAUAUGACAUAGAAGAGAGUGACAUCCAAGGGAAACUAAAGUGAAGCUGAAGUCUCUCUCUCUCUCUAACUAUCUCUUUCUGAGACUCAGGAACGUCGGCUGAAACCAAAGGGGACAGCAUUGCAAUCCCCCCACCCCCCACUCCCCCCUCUCCUCCCCCAGGAGUACUCACAGCCUCCGGAUACUUUCGCUCCCAUCAGCUGUCCCUCUCAAUCCGAUCCCGGGAAGCCCUGCAACUCCAGCAGCAUGGACUCCACUACAGGGGAACUCAAUGUAACUGACCAGACCCAGGUCACAAACACAGAUGGAGUGGAUAAUGGCUAUUUUGAUGCCAUACUAGGAGCGGUCAUUGCCACGGUCGUCCUGGUCAUCCUGUGUGUGGUGGCUGUGCUGCUGCGGUACAUGUACAGGCACAAGGGCACCUACCACACUAACGAGGCCAAGGGCACCGAGUUUGCCGAGACAGCAGACGCGGCGCUCCGGGGCGACCCAGCACUGCAGGACGCUAUGGACGAGAGCAAGAAAGAGUACUUCAUCUGACCUGGCUGACCAGCGCACAGGCUGAAGGAUGCUCCCUGCUGCAAGAGUCCUCUCUUUAAAACGCAUAGAGCAAGAGAAAGGCUAUUCAAGACCAUGUGACCCUUUUGUUCAGGGGUCAGAAGUCCAUUUUGACCAGACUGAAGUGUAGAAUAAAAAAACGACAACAUUUUACAAUGGGAUUUUUUCCCCUGUCCGCUCACAGAAAGAUCUCCUGUUUUUUUUUUGCUGUGAAAAGGACAUGAAGUUAAUGAUGCGAAAAGUGUAGACCAAAGAGAUAAUGCCUUGUAGAGAGACAUUAAUUACAAUGCCCAGUGUUUUGUGGAUGCACAUUACUCAUGAGGUCCUGUAGAGAGAGAGAGAGAGAGAGAGAGAGAGAGAGAGAGAGAGAAAUGUUUUCUACCAAAACAGACGCUGGCUACAGCAAGCAUGACAAUAGCAUGAAAGUACUCUCAGAGAAGCAAUGUUGGAAAGAUUUGGAUGUGGCAGGAUGUUGUAUUGGAAUCCAAGUGAGAAGUGUUGAGAAUAUCAAAUGCUCAACCAACACAUCUGGGGUGGUCUGAAAAUAUAAUCUAUUAUGCCCACAAUCAAAAUUCUACUGCCAUUUCAAGCACUAAUAUUUAACUAACACUUAAGUAAGUAACAGAUUUAAAAUUGUGGAUUUCUAUCGUUAGUUUUGUGACACCUCUUAAAGCCAAAUAUUUGUAAUAGAAUUUGAGCAGUGAAAUUUGAUUUUAAUUUCUUCACCUGAACAGAGUAAAGGACACAUUUAAUUGUUCUAACAUUCAGUAAUUGCUAUAUUUGCAAAUGCAUAAAACAUUGUAACAAGAUAAACAUAUUCCAUAUACAUACAAUAAUUUGGCAUAUCAGUUAUAACAGUAUUGAUGACAUAUUGUUAAAUCCAAAGUAUGAAAGUGUGAAGACAGGUCCUGAUAUUGGUCCUAACCCAAUUUGCCUCCUUUAAUGGUGACAGUGUAGGAAUAUAAAUAGAUGUAUCUGAGAACUGACUCACAGUCAUCUGUUGCUGGAGGCAUCAAGCAACAGCAAUUAUCUGAAGUGUUUUUGGAAAUGAACAAGGGGGGGGGGGGGGGUAUAUGUGUAAUGAAUUGUUUUUCAUUAUGCUGGUUGUUUUGUUUGGUUCCACACAAAGGUGUUUGUUUUCAUAGAAAGUCAGUUUCUGAAAACUGAUCUUGUGUUUAUAUUAAGUGUUUAUAUUGUAAUCAAAUUGCAAUCUGUAUCGAGUAGGUUUUGCAUUUAUGGAAUGCUGUGACUAUUGAACAAAAUACUGCUUAGCUCAAGAAAAAUAAUCCAAAAUAAAUAACUAUAGCCUAAA
Alosa sapidissima (American shad) is the source of this 2087-nucleotide messenger RNA. It is a transcript of the gene gypc, whose product is annotated as glycophorin C (Gerbich blood group). NCBI's taxonomy places the organism in Eukaryota, Metazoa, Chordata, Actinopteri, Clupeiformes, Clupeidae. The coding region runs from base 464 to 757 and encodes 97 amino acids. The transcript is spliced from 4 exons. Gene Ontology annotation, cellular component: cortical cytoskeleton; membrane. The record is from RefSeq and is a predicted model, not a curated record.